AGCCGCGAGGCGGCCCCCAGACCGUGAUGGCGCAGUUUUCAGCCGUUAUGAAUGGGGGCCCCAACAUGUGGGCGAUCACCUCAGAAGAGCGGAGCAAGCACGAUAAGCAGUUUGACAGUCUCCGGCCCGCUGGGGGACACAUCACAGGUGACCAGGCGCGUGGCUUCUUCCUGCAGUCUGGCCUUCCUGCUUCCGUGCUAGCCGAAAUAUGGACGCUCUCGGACCUCAAUAAGGAUGGGAAGAUGGACCAGCAGGAAUUCUCCAUAGCCAUGAAGCUCAUCAAGCUGACGCUUCAGGGGCAGCGGCUGCCUCCGGCCCUGCCUCCCGUGAUGAAGCAGCCGCCCGUGUUCUCCCCCUUGGCGUCUGCUCGCUUCGGAAUGGGGAGCAUGCCCAAUCUGUCCGUGCCGCAGCCCGCGCCUCCGGCCGCCCCCUUGGGAGCCGUGUCCUCCAGGCCUUCAGUCACUUCCCUUCCUCCCUUGGUGAUGGCCGCCCCCCUGGUCCCCUCCGUCAGUACGUCCUCCUUACCCAACGGGACGGCCACUCUGAUCCAGCCCCUGGCCGUCCCCUUCUCCUCGGCAACAUUGCCUCACACGUCGUCGUACGGUCUCUUGAUGGGCAGCUUUGGCGGCUCCUGUAUCCAGAAGGCUCAGUCUCUGAUUGACCUGGGUUCGAGCAGCUCGACGUCUUCUACCGCCUCUCUGACGGGGGGCUCCCCCAAAGCCGGAGCCUCUGACUGGGCCGUCCCGCAGCCCUCGAGGCUGAAGUACCGCCAGAAGUUUAACAGCCUGGAUAAGGGCAUGACCGGCUACCUCUCAGGUCUCCAGGCCCGGAACGCCCUCCUCCAGUCCAACCUCUCUCAGACCCAGCUUGCGACCAUUUGGAACCUGGCCGACGUGGACGGGGAUGGUCAGCUCAAAGCGGAAGAGUUUAUUCUGGCCAUGCACCUGACCGACAUGGCCAGAGCCGGGCAGCCCUUGCCUCUGACCCUGCCUCCGGAGCUGGUGCCGCCUUCUUUCAGAGGAGGAAAGCCUGUGGAUUCCCUUAAUGGAGCGCAGCCUUGCUAUGAGAGGACGCAAGAAGAGCCGCCUCAGAAGAAGCUACCAGUGACUUUCGAGGACAAGCGCAAAGCGAACUACGAGCGCGGGAACGCGGAGCUGGAGAAGCGGCGGCAGGCGCUGCUGGAGCAGCAGCAGCGGGAGGCCGAGCGCAAGGCGCAGAAGGAGAAGGAGGAGCUGGAGCGCAAGCAGAGGCUGCUGCAGGAGCAGGAGUGGAGGAGGCAGCUGGAGCUCGAGAAGCAGCGGGAGCUCGAGAGGCAGAGGGAGGAGGAGAGGCGGAAGGACCUGGAGAGGCGCGAGGCUGCAAAACAGGAGCUGGAACGGCAGCGGCGAUUGGAAUGGGAGAGGAUUCGCCGCCAGGAGCUUCUCAAUCAGCGGAAUAGGGAGCAGGAAGAAAUCGUCCGGCUACAGACGAGGAAGAAGGGGCUUCACCUCGAGCUGGAAGCCCUGAGUGGCAAACAGCAGCAGAUCUCGGGGCGCCUCGAGGACAUGCGGCUCCGAAAGCAGAGUCGGAGGAGCGAGCUGGAGGCUCUGGACAAGCAGUGCGACCGGGGGGUCCUGGAGAUCGCCCAGCUCCAGCAGCAGCUCCAGGAGUCUCAGAGGCAGCUCAUGUACUUGGUGCCCGAGAAGCAGCGGCUACAGGAGAAGAUUCAGCACCUGCAGCCGGACGGCUCGGCCCCUUCGGGAAUCGGCGCCAUCCACCAGAAGUCUGCUGAGAAGGAGGGUCUGUGCCAGAGGCUGAAGGAGCAGCUGGACGCCCUCGAGAGGGACACGGCCGCCAAGCUCUCGGAGAUGGACGCCUUCAACAGCGAGCUGAAGUGUGUGACUAUGGAUGACUGUAUUCUGCGGUGCCUUUUGUCCCUGCUCAGCUGUCUGCAGCACCUCUUCCUCUUACUUAAGGUCUCUCCGGCCGGCGCCUCGGCUCUCUCUGCCCUCCCCGGCCGCGCGGCCCUUUCUCUUUCUGCUCGCUUCCGUCGCCUUCUGUCCUCCGGCUUGCCGCGCUUGGGUGCGGGGCCGGGAAGCCGGGCCUCUGGGCCGCCCCCAGCUGGCUCCGGCUCGCGAGGGGGGGGGGCAGCGUGCGAGCAGAGCGCGGGGCCUGCAGGGCCGCCCGCCAGGUAA
Messenger RNA from Gracilinanus agilis (Agile Gracile Mouse Opossum), 2174 nucleotides. RefSeq names its product intersectin 2 (gene ITSN2). Gene Ontology annotation, biological process: clathrin-dependent synaptic vesicle endocytosis; endosomal transport. The transcript has 16 exons. Lineage: Eukaryota; Metazoa; Chordata; Mammalia; Didelphimorphia; Didelphidae. Gene Ontology annotation, molecular function: molecular adaptor activity; protein binding; calcium ion binding. The record is from RefSeq and is a predicted model, not a curated record. The coding region runs from base 27 to 2174 and encodes 715 amino acids. Gene Ontology annotation, cellular component: presynaptic membrane; clathrin-coated pit; intracellular vesicle.